This is a messenger RNA of Danio aesculapii, 672 nucleotides long. RefSeq names its product mesoderm posterior aa (gene mespaa). The record is from RefSeq and is a predicted model, not a curated record. Gene Ontology annotation, molecular function: DNA-binding transcription factor activity, RNA polymerase II-specific; RNA polymerase II cis-regulatory region sequence-specific DNA binding; protein dimerization activity. The transcript has 2 exons. Lineage: Eukaryota; Metazoa; Chordata; Actinopteri; Cypriniformes; Danionidae. Gene Ontology annotation, cellular component: nucleus. The coding region runs from base 1 to 672 and encodes 223 amino acids. Gene Ontology annotation, biological process: heart morphogenesis; somite rostral/caudal axis specification; mesoderm formation.
AUGGAUGCCUCCAACUUUUCUCUUCAGCUCCAAAACUGUGGCGUUUUCCUGCCAGACUCUCAAAACCAGAGCUUUGCUGUAUCAGAUGCUGGUUAUUACAGCUCCACCGGCAGCCUUUCUCCAACCUCCUCCAUCGAUUCCUGUGCUUUUUCUCCACCGGCUUACUCUUUGCCGCCUCAGAUCUUCACAAAAGGCACCCAGAAGACAGAUGUCCAGCCGUCGAAGAAAACCGGACGUCCCAGAUCAAAGUUUCCUGGAGUCAAACGGCAAACUGCAAGCGAGCGGGAGAAGUUGAGGAUGAGGGAUCUGACCAAAGCUCUUCAUCACCUCAGAACGUUCCUGCCUGCGUCUGUGGCUCCAGUGGGAAAAACAUUGACCAAGAUCGAGACGCUGCGGCUCGCCAUACAGUACAUCUCCUGUUUAUCUGAUCAGCUUGGAUGCGGUGAAGAUGAGGAGAUUUGUGAAGCGGAGGGCGAGGUUAUCAAUUCGUCUGCAAGCGUGUUUGACAACUUCAGUGCAGCUUCUUUGGCUUCUCAAAGCUUACUAGCUCAGCAGUUUAUGUCUAUAAGCUGUGAUCAGACUCAGAAUCCAGUCGAAGGUGAUUUCCAUUCAUUCCCAGCUCUAGACAUCUGGUUUUCCCAGCAGCACAAUUUUUUCCAUGGACAGUGCUGA